Molecule: messenger RNA, 1371 nt
Organism: Pelagomonas calceolata
Lineage: Eukaryota; Pelagophyceae; Pelagomonadales; Pelagomonadaceae
Source: the annotation of a GenBank genome assembly
ACGCUGCGCGCGCACGGACGAGUUAUUAACCCGUACGCCCUUCGCAGAUAAUCACGCGGACGAGCACUUCGUCCGCUUCCACAAAACGCACAAAAACUCACCUCAACUAGAUCAUGGCGAAGAAAGGUUUAAAGUCCGCGUCAUGAUCAACCGCGUGCCCUCGCACUGCGCCUCGCGUCCGAGGACGGUGCGGUCCGAUGGCCGCCGGCGACCUCGAGACGACGCCCGUGGCCCGCCGCGGACCGCCGACGCCGUCCCGCCGACGCCGUUGGCGCCCCUCCCCAUGCGGGCGCUGCCCGCCACGCGGGCGCUGCCGCUGGAGAGAGUGAGAGUGAGCGGCGCUCUCCGUGCUUUCGACCGCGACGACUCACGCCUCUGUUCCCACGCAGUCAAGCAAGUGUUCGUCCAGGAGUCGCAGCUCCGCAAGAGCACGCGCCCGCGUCCUGCUUCACCACGGUCCCUUCACAUCGACCCGCGGUCGCCGUCGACGCGAUGUAAGCGCGUCUGCUCGACGGCGUGGAGGCCGGCCUACGCCGUCGCCGCGGCUUCGUGCCAGUGGUCGCGUCUGGUCGUCCCGGUGGCCGCGCCUGCUCGAUGGCGUGGAGAGAUACGCGUACGAUAUCUCGACGUCGCCGCGUGGCCGCAUCUAACUUCGAGCUGCCCUCGCAGAGGAAAAAAAGAAGAUCGACAAGGCGCGCGCCAUGAUCGAGUACCACAAGUGCCGCGUCAGCUCGUUCUCCAAUUGGGCAAGCUACUGUGCAGAAAUCAACCAUUCGCGGCCGCAAUUUACCUCGUAUUCGCACAGGGCAAGGCCGCGUCGCCGGAGAAGCUCAAGCACGAGGCCGCGGUCGCCGCGCUGACGGCCCAGAUCCAGCUCAUCGAGCUGGAGGCGUCGCAGCGCGACCCCUUGUUCUAGACCGGCGGCGCCGCGCGCCUCCAGUACGCCUUUUAGGCGGCUGGGCCGCGCGCGGCGCUGCGGUGGGCCCACCGAGUGUUGUUCUGAGGCCGAGCACGUUCGGAGCGUGAGCGGCCGUCCCUUCAUCUGAAGGGGCGGCCGUCCCGCGCUUCGUUCGUCUUGUGCCCGUCUCACUCCGCGUUGUAUUGGAGCAUACGCUCCGCCCGACGACCGGCACGAAGGUCGGCGUCCAGCGCGUUCCCCCCCCGGUCCGCCGCCGGCAAUUGUUUCUUCCCGCGGCCAUAUCGGCGCUGAAGUCUAAUUAAUAUAUGGUCAUAUAUCCUGGCUACUCGUCGGCGGCUCGGGCGCCGUAGCAGCAGCAGCGCCGCGCCGCCGAGGCGGCAGCGCGACAGCGUCUGUGAGUAGUCGCGCUUGGCCCAGGCGCCGCCACAAGUCGCCGACGACGCCGGCGCGAG